Solanum pennellii is the source of this 823-nucleotide messenger RNA. Its product is annotated as ADP-ribosylation factor-like protein 8a. NCBI's taxonomy places the organism in Eukaryota, Viridiplantae, Streptophyta, Magnoliopsida, Solanales, Solanaceae. Gene Ontology annotation, biological process: protein transport. The coding region runs from base 141 to 695 and encodes 184 amino acids. The transcript has 6 exons. Gene Ontology annotation, molecular function: GTPase activity; GTP binding. The record is from RefSeq and is a predicted model, not a curated record.
AUUUUCGUAUGCAGAUAGUAAUAAGGCAAACAGUAAGCAGGAAAAAGGAAAGGUAAAUUCAACAACGAAAGAGACAGAGAGAGAUCUGUGGUUUAUAGUGAGAUUUGCUUAUCUAUCGUUUCCGAUACCUCGCGUCCUCCAUGGGUCUUUGGGAAGCUUUUCUCAAUUGGCUCCGAAGCCUCUUCUUUAAACAGGAAAUGGAGCUUUCUUUGAUAGGGCUGCAAAAUGCAGGGAAAACUUCACUUGUAAAUGUUAUUGCUACUGGUGGAUAUAGUGAAGAUAUGAUACCAACGGUAGGAUUUAACAUGAGGAAAGUGACUAAAGGUAAUGUCACUAUAAAAUUGUGGGACCUUGGAGGUCAACCCAGAUUCCGAAGUAUGUGGGAAAGAUAUUGUCGUGCAGUUUCAGCUAUAGUAUAUGUUGUUGAUGCUGCUGAUCAUGAUAAUCUUAGCAUUUCUAAAAGUGAACUCCAUGACCUGCUGAACAAGACAUCAUUGAGUGGUAUUCCGUUGCUGGUAUUGGGGAACAAGAUUGACAAACCUGGAGCUCUGUCCAAGCAGGCUUUGACUGAUGAGAUGGGAUUGAAUUCUAUAACAGACAGAGAGGUGUGCUGCUAUAUGAUAUCAUGCAAAAAUUCCACCAAUAUUGACUCUGUUAUUGAUUGGCUUGUCAAGCACUCAAAAUCAAAGAGUUAAGGAUGACCUACUGAUUUUGUAUAUUUAAAUUUGUGAGGCUAUUGGUUUCUCCAGAGUUGUUUUUUUUGAUGUAAAUUAAAUUGUCUUGCUGAUUGAAAGAGUUAUCUGUCUUUUCUUUCUGGUUGUCA